Sciurus carolinensis (gray squirrel) is the source of this 1319-nucleotide messenger RNA. RefSeq names its product ALG5 dolichyl-phosphate beta-glucosyltransferase (gene Alg5). Lineage: Eukaryota; Metazoa; Chordata; Mammalia; Rodentia; Sciuridae. The record is from RefSeq and is a predicted model, not a curated record. Bases 251 to 1228 code for a protein of 325 amino acids. Gene Ontology annotation, cellular component: endoplasmic reticulum membrane. The transcript has 10 exons.
UCGCCGGGGACGGCCAGGCCCUCCGGCGGCGGAAGGCGCGGAAGGCGGGACCGCGCGAGGCUGGUCCCGGGCGCGCUCCGCGCCGACCUACCCCGGCGAGCUUCCUCUCCCGCUUUUCUUGCCUGGGACGUACUUUAACGAAUCUGCUAUUAGACCAGUGACCCUCUUUAGAGAAAAGCUCGUAGUUCAGAAUAAAGCCAACAGUUUAAAAGAAAGCCGUUUAUAGCAAAGAAGUCUGUUGGUGUGAAACAUGAUUCCCGUGUCUCCAGGUCCUUUUCCCGCCGGUCUUACGCUGGCCCCUGGGACGGCCUCUCCCCAGAUUUCUAUGAUUGCAUUUAUAACUGCCACAAAUGUGCCACUACUUCAUCAACAUGAAGAAGAGAAGUUCUUUCUAAAUGCCAAAGGUCAGAAGGAAACUUUGCCCAGCAUAUGGGACUCACCUACCAAACAACUUUCCGUUGUUGUGCCUUCAUACAAUGAAGAAAAACGGUUGCCUGUGAUGAUGGAUGAAGCCCUGGACUACCUAGAGAAGAGACAGAAACAAGAUCCUUCAUUCACUUACGAGGUGAUAGUAGUUGAUGAUGGCAGUAAAGACCAGACUUCAAAGGUAGCUUUUAAAUAUUGCCAGAAAUAUGGAAGCGACAAAGUACGAGUGAUAACACUGGUGAAGAAUCGUGGAAAAGGCGGAGCUAUUAGGAUGGGUGUAUUCAGUUCUCGAGGAAAAAAGAUCCUAAUGGCAGAUGCUGAUGGAGCCACAAAGUUUCCGGAUGUUGAGAAAUUAGAAAAGGGACUAAAUGAUCUACAGCCUUGGCCUGAUCAAAUGGCUAUUGCAUGUGGAUCUCGAGCUCAUUUGGAAAAAGAAUCAAUUGCACAGCGUUCUUACUUCCGUACUCUUCUCAUGUAUGGGUUCCACUUUCUGGUGUGGUUCCUUUGUGUCAAAGGAAUCAGGGACACACAGUGUGGGUUCAAAUUACUAACUCGGGAAGCGGCUUCACGGACGUUCUCAUCUCUACACAUUGAACGAUGGGCAUUUGAUGUAGAACUGCUCUACAUAGCACAGUUUUUUAAGAUUCCAAUAACAGAAAUUGCUGUCAACUGGACUGAAAUUGAAGGUUCUAAAUUAGUUCCAUUUUGGAGCUGGCUACAAAUGGGCAAGGACCUACUUUUUAUACGACUUCGAUAUUUGACUGGUGCCUGGAGGCUUAAGCAAACUAGGAAAGUGAAUUAGAUUGUUUGAGAUCUUUGAUUGUAUUCUUAUAUAUCAGUGUCACAUUAUUUCAAUUGAAAUUAAAUUUUAAAUAAAGCUGGGAUAAACCUAU